ACAGCUCCCUCAAUGACAACUGAGACCACUACUAUUGGAAUCAUAGCUGAUGAGCUGUUGGUGCAGCUGAGCGGUGGGCCGAACCGAUGUGCAGGCAACGUGGAAGUCUUCUACUUUGGAGGCUGGGGAAAAGUGUGUGGGCAGCUGUGGGACCUGCAAGACGCCCAGGUUGCGUGCCGGCAGCUUGGCUGCGGCUCGGCUCUUGGUGUGAUGCACCGUUUCCCGUCGGGCGGCUGGUACCCGUACAUGAUGACGGAGGUGGAUUGCACGGGCUCUGAAGACUAUUUGUGGCAGUGCCCUUACAAGGAAGAGUACUCGGACUGUGAGUCCGGGGACGCUUCAGUCAUAUGCUCAGACUCGGGACUAACAGUGCCUCCGCCAACAGCAUCAGAUAGCUUCAGCUUGACUCCCCCUGUGUCAUCGGCCACAGGGUCUGGCUCCUGUGGUGGCUUGCUUCAGGGUUUGUCCGGCUCAGUCCAGAGCCCAGGCUACCCCGACUCCUACCCCAACAGCGCCCGCUGCGUGUGGCGCGUACGGCUGCGGGACCUGGGUCGCAGAGUCGAGCUCCGGUUUUCGGAUGUUGAGCUGGAAGGCAGCAACUGCCGGUACGACGCCAUCGAGGUGUAUGAUGGGGGGUCCCCUGGGAGCCCACUUCUUGGGACUGUUUGCAGGAAUGACCAUCAAGUCUUCAAAUCAUCCGGGCACCAGCUGACCAUCCUGUUUCGCAGCGACAUCAGCAUCACCCGGAGAGGUUUCCAGGCCUACUACUACACCACAGGUGCCUACGUGACCCUGGUCAAUGGCAGGAACCGGUGCGAGGGCCGUGUAGAGAUUUACCACUAUGGGGGCCGGGGCACUGUCUGUGAUGACAACUGGGACCUGCAGGACGCCGAGGUCGUGUGCAGGGAGCUGGGAUGCGGCUCUGCUGUUUCUGCACCAACAAGUGCCCGCUUCGGGCAAGGCACUGGCAGUAUCUACCUGGACGAUGUGCAGUGCACAGGGAGUGAGUCCUCCCUCUUCCAGUGCCGCCACCGUGGAUGGGGUGUCCAUGACUGUGGCCACAAAGAAGAUGCUGGUGUUGUGUGCUCAGGCCCUGGCACAGCGACCGGUCUCCAGCUGGUGAAUGGAAGGCACAGAUGUGAAGGUCGUGUUGAGCUCUACUACAGAGGCCAGCCGGGGACGGUUUGUGACGAUCUCUGGGACCUUUCCGAUGCCCAGGUUGUGUGCAGGCAGCUGGGAUGUGGCCAGGCCAUGGCAGCUCCAGGACAUGCUUACUUUGGGCAAGGCUCAGGCGCUAUCCUGCUGGACAACGUGCAGUGCAGUGGAAGUGAGGUCUCCUUGUUGCACUGCAAUCACUCUGGAUGGAGGAUACACAACUGUAACCACUACGAAGAUGCUGGUGUUGUCUGUUCAGGAAACACCACUACAGAGCCAAUGAACUUCACAGUGCCAAUAAUCUCAACACUGGAGACAACCUCCAUAGCGGAGACAGGCACCACAGAACCAAUGACCUCUCUAGCAGCAACAAACAUCAGAGCAUCAUCAAACCUCAUAGCAGAGACGACCUCCUUAGUGGAGAUGACCACAACAGCAUUAAUGACUCCCACAGUAGAGACAACCUCCCUAGCAGAGACAACCUCCACAGCACCAAUGAUCCCCAUAACAGAGAGAACUUUCCCAGCAGAGACAACCUCCCCAGCAGAGACAUCCUCCCCGGCAGAGACAUCCUCCCCGGCAGAGACAUCCUCCCCAGCAGAGACAUCCUCCCCGGCAGAAACAUCCUCCCCAGCAGAGGUGACCACUACAACAGAGACGACCACCCUAGCAGAGACGUUCCUCCCAAUGGAGACAUCCUCCCUGGCAGAGACAACCACCACUGCGCCAACAGCCCCCACAGCGGAGAAAACCACCCUAGCAGAGAUGACCACCACAUCAGCAACGGCUACCACAGCCGAGGGGAGCACACCAGCUCAAAGGACGACCAGAGAUUGGCCAUAUUCAACAGGCCCCCGCCUGCGGCUCUCCGGUGGGAGGAACGGCUGCGAGGGCCGCGUGGAGCUGUACAACGGCGAAGGCAGCUGGGGGACGGUGUGCGACGACAUGUGGGACCUGAGGGAUGCCCAGGUGGUGUGCCGGCAGCUGGGCUGCGGCCAGGCCGUGGCCGCCCCGGGCAGCGCGCGCUUCGGCCUCGGCUCCGGGCGCAUCUUCCUGGACGACGUGCAGUGCCGCGGGGACGAGCCCUCCCUCCAGAUGUGCAGGCACAGGGGCUGGGGCGUGCACAACUGCGGGCAUGUGGAGGACGCCAGCGUCAUCUGUGCAGGUCCUCCAGCCACCCCGACACCUCCCUCAGCACCUUAUUUUUGUGGUGGCUCAAUCUCAAAUUCCUCUGGGUUGCUUCAGAGUCCCUUCUACCCUGGAAAUUAUCCAAACAAUGCUGACUGCGUGUGGGAAAUACAAGUAGAGAACAAUUUCCAUGUUAUGCUCACAUUUAGAGAUAUUGUGAUGCAAAGCAGCAGAUGCCAGUAUGACUACGUUGAAGUCUAUGAUGGGCCUCCACACUCUUCCCCGCUUCUUGGGAGACUUUGUUCUGGUUCCUUUCCCACGUACAUAUCGUCUUCAAACAUGAUGACCGUUCGCUUUCACAGCGAUUCUAGAUACACUUUCAGAGGGUUUCAGGCUCACUACUCCUCCAUUCCAGCAGAUCACAACACUACCCUUCUGUGCUUGCCUGACUACAUGCAUGCAGUGGUUAGCAGAGACUAUCUCCAGUCUCAAGGCUACUCGGCGCAGAUGGUCACCCUGAACGACAGUUACUGUAAACCAACAGUCACGUCGCACGAAGUGAUAUUCGACAUUCCCUACAAUGGCUGUGGGACGAUACGAGAGGAGAACAAUGAUACAGUCAACUAUUCCAACAUGAUCAAAGUUACAUCUUCUGGGCACUUAAUCAAGAGGAAAAAGAAUAUUCACUUACACAUCAGUUGCAAAAUGCUACAAAACACCUGGAUGCAAAUAAUGUACGUUGCUGAGGAUACUGUAGACGUGAAUGAAAAUCAGUUUGGAAGAUACGACCUGAACAUCACUUUUUAUGAUUCCUCAUCGUUCUUGCGGCCAGUGCACGACUCUCCAUACUACAUUGAAUUGAACCAAAAUUUGUACCUUCAGGCUUAUCUUCACAGCUCUGACCCAAAUUUGGUGGUGUUUGUGGACACAUGCGUGGCAUCACCUGAUCCUCAUGAUUUUAAUACUCUGGCCUAUGAUAUAAUCAAGAAUGGAUGUGUUAAAGAUUCUUCCUAUGUCACGUACUACUCUCCCUACAGCCACUUUGCUCGGUUCAGCUUUAAUGCCUUCGAGUUCAUCAGCCGCCACGCGUUAGUCUACCUGCAGUGUGAGCUGGUGGUGUGCCAGCUCGGGGACUACUCCUCCCGCUGCUACCGGGGCUGCGUUACCCGGUCCAAGAGAGAUGCAAGUUCUGCCGAGGAAAAAGUGAAUGUGGUUGUCGGACCACUUCAGCUUCGAGGAGGGGGUGCUCGGAGUAGGAAUACUGGGCUGGACCCUUCUGUGCCUCCUCCCCAGGUGGCUUCCACUGCUGCUGACAAUCCCCUCGCACCAUUCGUGGCUGCUGUCGCCAUCCUGGCAGUGGUUGUUUUUGUUCUUGCUGGUUUUCUUGCGAGACUUGCACCGAAGAAAAUACUUUCGCAUGGGAUAAUGUGAGAUCAAAGGUCAGCACCGUCUGCUAGUGACUGCAGAGCAAAUGCCACAUAUGAUGAGUGACCAAAAUACCUCACCGACGACAGUCACAUAUGUGCCAUUUGUAAGAAGCUGUGAUAUCUUCAAUCAGUUCUAGCCUGUUACAAUGCUUUAGAAUAACUUUGUAAUCCUAUCAUCUCUUAAAUGAUUAAAAAACACUUUCCACAUUCAUGUCACAGGUUGUUUGAUACAACCAUUUUCUCAUUUUCCCCCUCUUUAACUCUCUUCUCACACCCUCCUAAGACCAUUUAUCUAAUGCCUCGAAAUGUUGUGAGCUGGACAGAAAAUAUGAGUGAGGUAUGGAUAAAUAUUUCAAGCUUUAUUAUAAGGGAGGAAGAUUUGAUCUGGGGAGAAGUAAUAGGUCAUGACUGGAAAGGAAAUGUAAAAAUUGAUCUUACCAUGGCAUCUGGAAUUGUGGCUAUACAAUAUUCUAAUUAUUUUGAGCAUGGCUUUUAAUGCUAAAUUUCUCUUUGAAACUGUGCUUAUUUAUAAAAUGCCGAGAUCUCCAGGCUGAAGUAAUCUGUUAUGUGAGCAGUGUAAUUUAAAAUCAAAGGAAGGAAUGUUUACAAAGCAAUAAUUCUAUUUUUACUUUCAAAUUCAUGUCUCUGAUUAAAAUACAAACAAAUGUUUUACUGUGUUGAAGAGCAUGGUCUGUUGGAUUAAAAAUUUGCCAGGCGACAAACUGAGCCCCUGCUUCUGAAAUACUACGUAGGGAAUUUCUGAAUUUGUAAAUAUCUUACUGUAGACUUCAAAAGGAAUGAGCUAAAUCUUCUUCCUUCUGCACGUACAUAUUUACAGAAAAUACUUGGCCCCGGGAAGCCGGAUUGCUGACUCUUGAUUCAGAAAUGCCUUUUCUUUUGUAUUCCAUUACUUUCUCCUGUGUGUCACACACAAAAGCAAAAUGACCCACAUAGUUCAGGGGACUUGUAAGGACCUGUCUAUCUACAUUUCCCCAGCCCCUGUGUUCCCUCCAGAGCAGAUGGCUGUCCAAGUCCAGAGCAUCCUUUCCCACUCUAGCACGUCCAACUGCUGUUCCCACAGCAUCGCCAAAGGUGAGGAGCUUCCCCUACAUGCCAGUGAGGAAUAACAGCCCUCUACAGCCAGUGUGUUUCUCCAUGUUCUUGGCGAGAAAGCUUUUCCUCCAGUAUUUGACUUUCUGCCCAUCAGUUGUAUUUUGAAACACUCCUUGUUGUAAAGUACCUCUGUUUUGUAUGAGUGUUGGGCACACCUCUGUGCAUUCUGUGUAUGUGGCUACAGCAAGGCAUUUUAAGAGAUUAAACUGUAAAGGGUGGGUAUAAAAUAAAAUAAAAUCUACCAGCAAAGGUAAAACAAAAGUCCGACCCUCACAGGGAAGGCUUGGAAAGACUCCUUGGUUCCUCAUUGAUGUUAGACACAUUUGCAAAGCUGAGAAUCAAUAGAGCACAGAAAUCAUUGCGCCCUGAGAGGUCUACAAGUUCCCCAACUAUUUCAGUGUAACUACCGUUGCUCUUUUGCUCUUCUUCCAUGUCUGUUAUCUCCUCAUGACACACGCCUCCUGCUCCUGAGA
Messenger RNA from Athene cunicularia (burrowing owl), 5296 nucleotides. RefSeq names its product deleted in malignant brain tumors 1 (gene DMBT1). The transcript has 20 exons. The record is from RefSeq and is a predicted model, not a curated record. NCBI's taxonomy places the organism in Eukaryota, Metazoa, Chordata, Aves, Strigiformes, Strigidae. The coding region runs from base 13 to 3714 and encodes 1233 amino acids. Gene Ontology annotation, cellular component: membrane.